UACGUCAUGUGGUGCGACGGUAUCAGUCCGCCUGAAUACAUCAAUGGCUUCCGUGACGACAACAAGUUACAAGCCACAACCUAGGCAUUAGGGUGGAGGAGCGCCGUGUACAGCCUAGUCUGGCGCUACAGCGAGCUGUGCAAGCCUUUCCAACACCGGUCGCAGCCUGCUAGAGUCCCGAGAAGUGCCCAGAUGUCCUGACCAGGUGGCCAGCUGGGUCCCCGCUUUUGUGAGGCGAGCUCGAGUCGAGCCGGGCUCUGACAGUCUCCCCAUUCUUCAUACUGUCAACAGUUGCCCCCCUCCCCACCUCUCUGGGAUCGUCGGGGGAGAAGAUUAGAAAAUCCUCGUCCUCCCGCUGCCGGGUGAAUAUUUUUGCGUGCCUUACGGUGGUUUGUAGGAAAUUUCUUCACCAUUCUGUGCGCAAGUGGAAGCAUGGGGGAUCUCCAGUCCCCCAAACGCCGGGCGAUCGUGGACCGACUGCGGGCCAGAAUCGAACUCUACCGCAAGCAUCAUAACGAAUGCCAGGCACGCGAUGUCCAGACCCAAGCCGCUCGCCUCCAACAGGAGCGCCAAGACACCUUGGUACUUCACCAGAGAGUCUGUGACAGCCGCACCAAGAAGUCUAAAGGCAGCAAGCAAGAGCCAGUCACCGCCAAGAUGUGUAAAAACGACGCCAACGCCGGCGGCUCCUCCUCGGCUGACCCCGAGGCGUCUCAGCCGCAGAGAAGUUUACUGCUUACGUUGAAGAGAAAACUGGGAGGCUCUGGCAGCCAGGCUUCUGAUCCAGCGGCAGACGGGGUGGAAGAAAACCACACCACGAAGAAGACCAAAACCAGCGAAGCAACCAACCAGUCGCACAACCUGCAUGGCUUCCCGGUGGGAAACCCGGUGGAGAAUGUCGGCGCCAUCAAGCAGAGCCACACGCCCGACACGGUCAUGAAAUCCGAGGCUGGACUUGAGGAUACGCGGACGCAAGACCACGCGGCAGAGGCGGCCGGUGCUAACUCGCACUCUCCCGCCACCAACCUGCCCGUGGAGUGCAAACAGGAGCCUCAGCUGGAGGAUAACUCAUGUCAGAAUGACCAAGGUUUCCCUGAUGUCCUUAACACCCUGAAGGCUGCUCUCAGCUCCAGUGACAUCAACAUGAGUGACAAAGACUUCAUGAACAUUCUGGAUGAACUGGAAAACCCAGAGUGGCCGGAGGAAGACUUACGGUCACAGAUUAACGAAUUUGACAAGAUUCUGGACAGUAUAAGGGAAAAGGGGGAUGCUGGGUUGUUGGAUGGGGCUGUGAAUGGGGAACAACAGGGCAGUCCAUUCCAUCCUGACCAGAAACAACAGAUAGAUCACAUAUUGCCCACCAGUGAUGCCAGUUUCAGUAAGGCAGCACAGGACCCGAUUCAGAACCAGUGCAGUCCGAUGAACUUUGGCCAAAAUGACCCCAACAUGUCCACUCGCAUGGGUAGCAGUCAGGAUGGCGCAAGUGCAGGCAACCAGAGGGGGAUGGUUUCCAUGCCGCAGGAAAACGUGAGUCUGGCGGCAGAGCAGCUCAAACAGAUGGCUGCUCAGAAGCAGAGUGGUACGGAGCACUGGAACACGUCCAUGCCGCCCCACCAAGUGGCGCCUUGUAGAGUACAACAAGCCGUUCCCCAGUCCGCGCCCCACAUGCAGGCGAACCCCCACCCCUGCAUCCAGUCUCAGGCCCAGCCCUCCCGCACCACCACAUGUUCCGGCUACAUGGACGGCGCGGGGCCGAUGGGCUCUCCCCACGGGUUCCACCCCGACCAGCAGCCCGUCAUGCACCUGGAGCCAAACAUGCCGGGCGGUCCGCUGAACAGCCACCCCGUACACUCCAGUCACAGCGACGUCAACAGAGCAGCGAUCACGUCCCUCACCAUGGCCAACACCAAGCCGCUCUCGCACUACUCCGGACCGGAGAUGAAACCGCAGCUCCCGCCGAUAUCACAGAUGCACGCGUACGGGCAGCAGGAGCCCGCCAGACCGCCACCGCCAGCGAUGAAGCAGAACGUCGGGCAGUACCACCCGCAGCAGCCGGGGCCUGCGGGAAACGGCCAGUGGCAGGCGGCGCAGCAGCAGGGCAUGACGGUGGAGCACAUGCGGCUCCUCCAGGCCAGGCAGCAGCAGCAGCAACAGCAGCAGAAGCUGAACCUGCAGUACCGCGCCCUCCCCACACAUUCCCAGGCCGGUGUGGACAAGACCAGCAGCAUAGCUGCCAGAAAUGCUGUGCAGGCACAGCUUCUACAGCGACAGCAGCAACAACAGCAGCAGCAACAGCAGCACCCAGGCAUGCCAGAACACCUGAUGGAACAGCACAUGCAGAGCCAGAUGCAGCAUUACCUGAACCGGCCCCCACCGGACUACGGAGAGGCCACUGCACAGAUGAAGGCACAGCAGGGCAACCCGAACUUCCAGGCCAUGAAGGCAGGUGUUCCUGCUAUGGGCAUGUCUGGUAUGAAGAGUCAGGCCGGUGUGGUCAAUCCGCACGCUGUGGGCUUCAGGCAGGCAGAGGUGAAACAAGAAAUCGGAUGGAGCCAACCUCCAACAGCUUCCACCAACCAGGUGUUUAAACAGAACGUACAGCACAUCAGCACAGCCAAAGCACACAUGGACAUGGGCCAGGCACAGAUGAUGCCGGGAGGACCAAGAGACAGGACACAUUCCCAGUCAUCCAUGCAGGGAUUCGGAGGGGACAUGCCGUUAGAUGGCAGACAGGGGUACAACCCUGGCCACCCCCCCACCACCCAGCCCCUGCCACCCCACAUGGCAGGACCCCACUCCGCUACCGCGACCAUAUCCACCGCUCAGAGAGUGUACACCACCAGCGCGUGUCGGUCGACCUCAGACCAGGACAUGUGGGCGCAAUACCAGCGGGAAGGGUACGGCAACGCGGCGCCGAACCAACCGCCGACGUCAGCCGCGUUCACCAGACAGGGACAGUUCAUGGGCGGCUCGUUCCCGCCGAACUCGCAGGACGGACCAAUGGCGGCGCAGAACUAUUCCAAUCGGAUGAACAUGGCUGCCGCGCACAUGAACCAACAACAAAGGCAGCUGAUGGGGCAGAUGCCAAACAAGGGCCAAAUGACGAUACCCCCCGGGGUGCAGAUGAUGAACCAAUCAGGAACCAACAUGGCGAGGAUGGCGCAGCCAAUGGCGAUGGGGCAGAUGCCGCAGUUGGCGGCGUACCCGAAGCCUUCGGGCACGGAAUUCCACGGGAACAUGGUAGAGAAUUUACCGGACAGGCAGAUGCCGAUGGGACCAAACACGAACAUGAAUUAUAUGGAUCCACACGAUUUGAACUUCAUUGACGAAGUGAUUUUUGCAAACAAAUAGUUUGUAGGAGACGUAACCCACACCACGCCACAUGCUACAGACUCGAGUGUACAUAUUAACGGUUAGUAACGUCCGUGUUUUAUCUUGGUCGACUUGACCAAACUUCCAGGACUAUAUUAACUGACAUUGUAAGUGAUGAAAUCUGCUGAUUUUAUGUCAUUUUUACUGGAACCCCUGUACAGCUCUGAAGAAAUUGUAAGAAAUUAUCUAUAACUUCACUCUCUGCAUUUACUGUAGAUUAUAAUAGAUUUUCCUUCUCCGGAAGUUCUGUAUAAAUGUACCCAAUCCAUAAAUCGACGAGGACUGCAGAUUUUUCAAAUUUGUCUGGUUCGCUAUGCUUCUCCAGUUUUUUCUGUAUAACUAAAGGUAUGCUGCUUGCUAAAAGCAGGUGUGCUGACGUUACUUACCAUUGGUCUGGCUGGUCUUGUGAAAUUCAUCCAGGUUUAAAUUACCCUACUCUCGUUGAUGGACUCACUGAUUGUUGCUAAUGAAGGAGAAACUUAUCAUGGCCAUUCUGUCAUCUUGACCGAGAAAAGUGUCAUGUUUCAUAUGAACAAAAUUAGAUGACCAUUUGGACAGGAGGUGAGCUUGGGGUUGGCUUUAAUGUGUGGCAGAAAAAAGUAAAGGCUGAGAAAACCCCUGAAUUCCACUCCAGUAGUUUGCAAGGCGGGCCAGACCUAUGUGUGGUAAGCAAAACUGUUUCCCUAUUAGUACCUAACAUUUAGUAGCCUCAUUUCCCAGUUUACAUAAUGGAUUCCAAGUACCAAAACCAUGAUUGUUACAUCUGAAAACUGUCGAAAUAAUGGUAGCCAACUUGAUACUAUUUUCCCACCAACAGUAAACGGUAAGUUAGCUGUACGAGGUAAAAGAUUCUGUUAAGAUGAAAGGCAAGGAAAACUGGCUAUUUCCACAUCAAGUGCCUUUUAAAUUGGUUGGAACUACUGAAAGAGAUUAUUUGACUGAGAGAAAAGAGCUAGUACAGAAUUGAAAUAAUGGGUUAAAAUGAAAAAGGGAAGUACCUUGAUAGCUUUUCCCACAUUUUAAGAUUAUCAAUUAGGAAAAAAGGCCUGUUGUGUGAUAAUCCCCAUACAUGUAACAAGCUUUAUGUGUAUAUGAAGGAAGUGCUGAAUUUUCUGUUGGUUAGAGUAGUUAUAUGUGUAAUGUAGGCUGGGAAAUGAAGCUACACACAGUAACCAACAGUGGAACAAUUUGUACAGAAUGGGCCCAUUUUUGUUUGAUGUGCUGAGACCGAUGCAGUAAAACAACCAUGUAAUGACUAGAAGAGGCAUAGCCUUUUAUUUUGGAGCUAGUUUUGAGGAUGAUUUUACGAGCCUUGUAAAUUAUUUGUUUUGCCUUCACCAAGACUACAUGUAGAUUGUGGAAACGCAUGCCACCGGAAGAGGAGCUCACUGUAGAUAGAGCACUGGCAAGUGCUGCCAGAAUAAAGAAAGUCGUACUUGAAAACUU
Branchiostoma belcheri (Belcher's lancelet) is the source of this 4818-nucleotide messenger RNA. Its product is annotated as mastermind-like protein 3. Gene Ontology annotation, biological process: positive regulation of transcription of Notch receptor target; Notch signaling pathway. The coding region runs from base 433 to 3351 and encodes 972 amino acids. Gene Ontology annotation, cellular component: nucleoplasm; nuclear speck. NCBI's taxonomy places the organism in Eukaryota, Metazoa, Chordata, Leptocardii, Amphioxiformes, Branchiostomatidae. Gene Ontology annotation, molecular function: transcription coactivator activity. The record is from RefSeq and is a predicted model, not a curated record. The transcript is spliced from 2 exons.